AUGGCUCAUGUUAAAUCGGUAUCAAUACUUCUGAUCAUCACAUGGUUCCUGCCUGUGCUUUCUGCUGAAGCCCUGAAUCUGAAAGUUCAACCUGGAGACGAUGUCACUCUGAGCUGUCAGGCUCCUGAUGUCAACAUUGAAGCAGCAGAGUGGAGCAGAACUGACCUGAAAAAAGAAGAAUAUGUCUUCUUCUACCAAGACGGGCACAUUGACUCAGUCAAACAGCAUCCAUCUUUUAAGAACCGGGUGGAGGUGAAAGACAAAGAGAUGAAGAACGGCAACCUGUCUGUGAUUCUGAAGAACGUGACGAAGAACGACAGUGGAACAUACGAGUGUCGCUUUAAAACAGAAAAUGUGGAAAGCAACAUUACUGAAGCCAAGCCCACCAGCACCAUCGAGCUGGAGGUUGUGGAUCCAGAUCCAGGUGCGACGGAGGAACAGGAUGAAAGUCCAGCAGAGGAAACAGCUCGGCUGGGUCAACACGAUGAAACGAAUGUUGUUGUGAUUGUUAUUGUUGUUGUUGUUAUUGUUGUUGUUUUACUUCAGCGCCUAGCCCCCCAGCCUCCAGACGCCUUGGAGGGUCAACGCUCAGAUUCCGAGACCCGGGGCACUCAGGGACGCGAAAAUCAUGAGAGGCCACUGAGCAGACCAGUGGGUUCACCUCUGCUGACCACUGGAAUAGGAUUGAGAAUGAGGAUGUUGCCGGGGGGCAGCAGAGGAGCUUCUGGGCCCACUGAGGACCGACACAUCCCUAUGAAGGUCCGACAGCUACUGCCUGGUUUGCCUGGCUUGAGCAGUCCGCUCUAG
Messenger RNA from Myripristis murdjan (pinecone soldierfish), 807 nucleotides. RefSeq lists its product as uncharacterized. Gene Ontology annotation, biological process: immune response; positive regulation of T cell proliferation; cellular response to lipopolysaccharide. The record is from RefSeq and is a predicted model, not a curated record. Bases 1 to 807 code for a protein of 268 amino acids. Gene Ontology annotation, cellular component: external side of plasma membrane. NCBI's taxonomy places the organism in Eukaryota, Metazoa, Chordata, Actinopteri, Holocentriformes, Holocentridae. The transcript is spliced from 4 exons.